This is a messenger RNA of Vanderwaltozyma polyspora DSM 70294, 1185 nucleotides long. RefSeq lists its product as uncharacterized. Gene Ontology annotation, biological process: nitric oxide catabolic process; cellular response to nitrosative stress. Gene Ontology annotation, molecular function: oxygen binding; heme binding; nitric oxide dioxygenase [NAD(P)H] activity. The record is from RefSeq and is a predicted model, not a curated record. NCBI's taxonomy places the organism in Eukaryota, Fungi, Ascomycota, Saccharomycetes, Saccharomycetales, Saccharomycetaceae. The coding region runs from base 1 to 1185 and encodes 394 amino acids. The transcript has a single exon. Gene Ontology annotation, cellular component: intracellular anatomical structure.
AUGGUAGAGUCAGUUUAUGAGCUAACUGGAAAGUCCCAGAUCGACUUUUUAUCUGACGGUUUAGAUUCAGUUCCAGAGAGUCAACUAUUUGAUUCCGAUGACAGUCAAGCUGAUGAGGUAUUUAAAGUUAUACCUGCUUCUAAUAAUGACACAACUGCUGCUAUAGUACAAUCAUUUUCUGAUUCUGAGGAGAGUUUUAAUGAACAAUUUACGAGAUUACAUGUUAAUGAUGCUGAUAUAUCUAUGCCUUCAUUUUUUAGUGGAGGUGAAAUAAAGAAUGCCCAAUUAAAUUUAACACCAAGAGAAAUUUUAUUAGUAAGGAAAUCCUGGGGGAUGUUGCUUGAUGACGAGGUAGUCAGUAAAUCUGCUUCCGUUAUCUCUAGUAUGUUGAGUGGGAAUGAUGCUACCGACUCUGGUGGUAAAAGUACACCAGUCUUUAAAUCUAUUGAAGAAUACCCAUAUCAUGAAAUUAAAACUGAAGAUGUUUUAAUUGCAGGUGGCUUAUUUUAUGCACAAUUCUAUGGUAAUUUGAUAUCGAUAGAUCCAAAAUUAGACAAAGAGUUUCCAACAUUAAAACAUCAAGCUUCUGGGUUUGCAAUGGUUUUAAAUACAGCUGUAAUUAAUUUAGAAGAUUUAACGAUUUUAGAACAAUAUUUGAAAAAUUUAGGUAAAAGACAUUUUAGAAUUUUAGGUAUCCAAGCUCCAAAUUUUGAAUUAAUGGGUGCCGCAUUUAUCAAAACUCUUCGUGAUCGUAUUGGUAUUUAUUAUACAAUCGAACUUGAGAAAAUUUGGACAAAAAUUUAUUACUUCCUGGCAAAUAGUAUUUUAAAGUAUGGUGCUGAUCCUAUGUUAGAUGUAAAUUCUCAAGAAGAAGUUUUGGUAUUUUCAAUGCCAACUUUAGGAAAAAAUUCAAACGUUUCUACAUCAGGUGUUCGUUCAAACAAGACCGUAUCUUCAAAUGACGUAGGUUCAAAAUCACUGGUACGGACUAAUUCAGGUAAAAGCAACAGUUCAGCUUAUGAUAAUAGACGAUCUUCUGGUACAAUAAAUAAAUCACAAUCGAUGAACCAAAAUAUUCCUUCACAAAAGAAAGUAUCUUCAAUUCCUAAUGACACUAGGCUUUUAAGAAGGGCUAAUAUUGGUAAAAAGAUUCCUAAUAAUAAAAAGGAAUGUAUUUUGAUGUAA